Molecule: messenger RNA, 4101 nt
Organism: Coregonus sp. 'balchen'
Lineage: Eukaryota; Metazoa; Chordata; Actinopteri; Salmoniformes; Salmonidae
Source: the annotation of a GenBank genome assembly
ACUGUGUCGAGGUCAUUCAAUGUGGACGACUGAAAGAACACGCUCCAAAAAUGAAUUUGUUGUGCAAUGGUUUGCUACUUAUUACUGUAAUUGGCGCGUGAGUCGGUAAACAAUUUGUAAAAAUGAACAAUGCAAUAGGUAGUCGUUUUAUCAAUGGUAGUUGUGUCUGCCGGAGAGUCUUGAAAAUAGGCAGCGUUAGAUUUCUGGUCCCUCAACAACAUGAUUCAGCUCAUUCACAAAGAAAUGUCAUGACAGCUCUUUCAAGGUUUACACCAGUGAAAGAGUUGUCUUCUUCCAAAAUUCGGUGUUCUCAUUGGACCGAAUUUCAGAGGAAAUUAUCAGGCAGGGCUGGAGGUACAAUGAAUGUAUUUGACAGGACUAUGAAGAGGAGACAGAAGAAUUGGGCUGCAUCACUACAAGACAGUGACAAAUAUGACUAUCUUAGAGAUGAGGUAUACUGUAGCUGUAUUUGUAUGAGAGAUUUUGUCUUGUCCUAGCUCUCUUUUAUCCAAGAAAAUGUAUGUGUUCUGGUACUGUUCAUAUUCAUUUGUAGGUUGGAAGCAGAGUUGCAGACAGGGUCUAUGACAUUACAAGGUAAGGCAACAGAAGUUGUGAUGCAUAGACAUAGUAUAUGUUCAUGGCACUGUUGUUGAAAUGAAAGUUUAAAUUUGUGCAUGUGAGGGUGUGUAUUGUGCUGACAUUUUGGACUUAUUUUCACAGGACAUUUCCUUUAGCAUUGGAAAUUGGCUGUGGGAAAAGUCACAUUGCUGAGCAUUUGCACAAGGUAGCUGUCAAUGGUUGUUCUUAAACAGGCAGGCAGCAUUUGAAACAAAAAACCUAUCCCCGCCCCAGUUUUGGGAAAAAGUUGAGGGAUGAGGCUGGAGAAAUGUAACCACUCAAAUUCAUAGACAGAGUUAUGGAUGCAAUAUAUCCAUGAUAUCAUAAUUAUAGUUUUAACCAUGUUUUGAGGCUAUAUCGUGUGUGUUUACAUUUACUUUGUUGACAAACAUUGGAGUAAUUGGAUUCUGAUGGUGUACAACAGUUUAACUAAGCUUAUGAGGCAUUUAUUAGUUAUAUUCGUCAAGAAUCAAUGGGUACAUAUCAUUAAUUUAUAAGUCAAAAAAUGGAUGUAGCAACUGCAGAUUGCCCCUUUAAGGUAGGGAAAACAUUAACUCACAAUAUGUAUGCUUUCUGAAUAUUGAAUUGUGCAUUUAUUUUCAGGAAGUAGUUAAGCAGCUCUUCUUAACUGACAUCUCAGAAAAGUCUUUGGUGAGUUAAAUCUUCUCCUUAGAUCCUAUUAAAUUACUAAUAGGAAUUAUAAUAUGUCAUUCUGUUAGAACACCCAUAGCCUAAGUGGAAUGAUUGUGUUUAUGAGCAGAGGCCACUAAUUAUAGAUCAAUAGAUUGAUGGAGUGGUCUGUAAAAUCAGAGGCAUGUUAUGGAGGGACUUCUGUUUUUUUUCUGGACGAUCUAACGCUUGUCUCGCUUCUCAGAGAAACACAAGAGAAAGUGAGAUCCCUACCAACUGUGUCAUGGCCGAUGAAGAGUUUCUGCCCUUUAAAGAAAACACAUUUGAUCUGGUGGUCAGCAGCUUGAGGUGAUUUGGCCUUGUAGAUGUUUCUGACAUAACAUUGGAUUUGAGCCCUCCAAGUCAUAUUCCCUGGGGUUUUAUAUGGCUUACUUGCAACUCGCAAUUAUCUAGUACUGUAUGUUUCUCCCAUUUAGCCUACACUGGAUCAAUGAUCUCCCUGGAGCCUUGAGACAGGUAACUGACAGCCUCAUAUGAUUUUUUUACAUCAGUACUUUAUUGCCUUUUGCCGUCUGUUUUUUCCAAAUACGUUACAUGCUUAUAACAUCAUAAUUACACAGGAUGCAGGACUACAACAAUCCUGGUUCCUCAGUGUGUAUCGCUGUGCUGUCAUUCUAAUCCCUUCCCAAAGAUCAACCAGGUUCUGAAGCCAGAUGGGGUGUUCAUCGGGGCCAUGGUGGGCGGGGAGACCCUGUACGAGCUGCGCUGCUCCCUGCAGCUGGCUGAGCUCGAGCGGGAAGGGGGGUUCUCCCCCCACGUGUCCCCCUACACGGCCGUCACAGACCUGGGCAACCUGCUGGGCCAGGCAGGCUUCAGUAUGCUGACAGUGGUGAGGCCUUGGGUGUCCUAGCCAUAGAGAUACAAUAUAGGCUAAUAUGAGUGUUCUAUUUAAUUCUGUGGUCCUAGCUGUGAUUCUAGCGAUUAGCUAGAAAUUAUAAUGAUGCCGCAAUAUUUGUGUUUGAGGCAAGCGAUUAUAUUACAUUUUUUCUGUAGGACAUUGAUGAAAUUCAAGUGCACUAUCCUGGGAUACUUGAGGUCAUGAGUGACCUGCAAGGUACAGUAAGCCUACUGUAUACAACAGUUCUACUAUUGUAGAUCUGUGCUUUUUGUUCAUACUCUUGAGUUUUUAUAGUUUAAUUGUUUCUAUUCAACUUCUCAUAGGUAAUUGUCUCAUAGGACAGGCAGUUAAAUAAUAUUUAAUGCCUGAAUACUGAGUUAUCCCCUUUGUCUUGACCCUCCAGGUAUGGGGGAGAGCAACUGCGCUUGGAACAGGAAGUCCAUGUUGCACAGAGAUACCAUUUUAGCUGCAGCUGCAAUCUACCAAGGUGAGCUACAUAGUGGAAAAAGACAUACUUGAAAUGAAACCAUCUAAUAUCCUUAUACUAUUAUUAUUAUCCUUAUAUUUAAAUAUAUAUAUAUAUAUUCUUAAAUGUCUUCAAAUCUUAAAACAUUAUUUUCCCUUAUUUUGCUAAACUCUUAUCUCCACUUUUCCAACCCUCUCCUACACCAACAACAUCCCAUCUGUCUCAUUUUAGUGUUUAAUUUGAGCUAAACAUGUGAAAGUUCAGUAAAGGAAAAUACCACUCAAAAACGAUCUAUUGAUAUGUUUCAUUAGUCCACUGUUGAUAUAGUCCCAAAAUCUUUUGCAUGUCAGAAAUCAAGUUUUCAAGAUAGAGCUUUCAAAAUACAGAAAGUGCAACAGCAAAACGCAUCAUAGUGUGAAACUUUCUGUAUUUUGAAAGUUCUAUAUUGAGUGUUAUUUUCCUUUGUCACCGUACAGUAUCAUCUGGUUUGAGGUCAGAAGUGUAGACUCAGACUGAAUGUCUCAACCCUUAUUUAAAGUAAGCAAAAGUAACUCUAAUAUCAAGCUGUUGCUUUAGAGAAGUGAUCACCAACUCUGGUCAUGGAGAGCUACUGGGUGUGCAGGAUUUUGUUCCAGCCCAGCACAAACACUGAUUAAACAAAUGUUGAUGAGCAGUUGAAUCGGGUGUUAGUGCAGGAAUGGAACAAAAGCAUGCACAACCAGCAGCUCUCCAGUUCCAGUUAACCAGCCUGACCACUGCUUUAGAUGCUGAUACUCUAUUUGAUUGAUUUCCCUCAGAGAUGUAUGGGAGUGAGGAUGGGUCUGUUCCUGCAACAUUUGAGAUCCUCUACAUGAUUGGUUGGAAGCCUCAUGACUCACAGGUGUGUGAUUUUCACUCGUAUGUUUGCAAAUUACAUUUGCAGAAAUAUAAUGUAAAUGUCAAUGGUGAAGAUGCAAUAUUUAAUGCGGUUUUGUUCUUGGCAGGCGAAACCAGCUAAAAGAGGCUCUGCAAACGUGUCUUUUGGGGACCUCUCGAAGAUCGGCCAGCCAUCAACUAAAGACAAGUCUUAGAAGAAACAUCUGCAGCCAUUGCAUAAAGAAAAUUAAACAGCAAUGCAAUGAAAGUAUGGGGUAAGUUCCCCAAUGAAAGUAUUGGAGAACUAUUAACGUAGAUAGGUGACUGGUUCCCAAGAGAUGUCCACUCAAUGACUGAAAUCAGUCAGAUGUCACCGUUUAUUUAUAGUGUAUCACUUUUUUCUACUGAUACUAUCAACACAGGUUCAGUGGAAACCAGACAGUGAUUGAGAAAGGCUACAACACCGUGUUGAAACAGUGACUGAUAUACAUGCUUUAUGACAGAUAAUUAUAGUUUCUCACCAAUGAAUGGCAAAUGCAUACAUUUCUACAUUACAUGUAUCAUUUAGUGUCUUGUGUUCCUGUCGUACCAUGCUUCAUGUUCUUAAAAUAAAUGCAGUGAUAUAUAGUCUCCA